GCUGGAACAGUCGGGGAUUUAGGGUUUCAACUCGACUCUCCGAUCCCUUCUUCUCCGUCGAAAAAUUGCUCCUCAUUUGCACUUGAUUGCCUCAAUUCUCUGCCUUUUUCAGGUGUUGAGCAAGAACGUGGGAAGAGAUGAAUCAAGGACAACAAUCUGGUGAGGCGAAGCAUGAAGAUGAUGCUGCUCUUACUGAGUUUCUCGCGUCUCUCAUGGAUUAUACUCCCACUAUUCCGGAUGAUUUAGUGGAGCACUAUUUGGCUAAGAGUGGGUUUCAGUGCCCCGACGUACGAUUAAUAAGGCUAGUUGCUGUGGCUACACAAAAGUUUGUUGCAGAUGUUGCCAGCGAUGCUCUUCAGCACUGCAAGGCUAGACCAGCACCAGUUGUGAAAGACAAAAAACAGCAAAAGGAUAAGCGUUUAGUAUUGACAAUGGAAGACCUUUCAAAAGCUCUGCGUGAGUAUGGUGUGAAUGUGAAGCAUCCAGAGUAUUUUGCUGAUAGCCCGUCCACCGGAAUGGAUCCUGCGACAAGAGAUGAAUAGCAACCAGGAAGUCUUGAUUGUCUUUCUUAUGGAUAAUCCGUCUGUGAGUUACUUGAUUUUCUAUUGUGUUUUAGUUGAAACAAAACUCUCGUCUCCUCUUUCUAGUCAUCGAUUACAUGUAUAUUAUUCCUCAUGUUGUUUGUUUCUUGACGUGCGUCUCUCGUGUUUAUUGAGUUUCAUACCAUACUUUUAUCAACACAUUUUCUUAGAUUGAGCAGAACAUUAAACAAUAAACAAGAUACACAACCUCG
Messenger RNA from Eruca vesicaria subsp. sativa (arugula), 793 nucleotides. The record is from the annotation of a GenBank genome assembly. NCBI's taxonomy places the organism in Eukaryota, Viridiplantae, Streptophyta, Magnoliopsida, Brassicales, Brassicaceae.